Molecule: messenger RNA, 16446 nt
Organism: Loxodonta africana (African savanna elephant)
Lineage: Eukaryota; Metazoa; Chordata; Mammalia; Proboscidea; Elephantidae
Gene: MRM1
Product: mitochondrial rRNA methyltransferase 1
Exons: 5
Coding region: 248-1183 (311 amino acids)
Biological process (GO): rRNA methylation
Cellular component (GO): mitochondrion
Molecular function (GO): RNA binding; rRNA (guanine) methyltransferase activity
Source: RefSeq, a predicted model, not a curated record
CCCGGAAGCGGAGCGGCCCACGUGGGCGCCGGGCGGUGGGCGGCCCUGAUGUGGCUGUCCAGUUUCGGGUAAUCUGGGAGCCGCGGAGCCGGUGUCGCGGCUGUUCGUUCCUGUCUGAGCGAGUGUAGUUAGGGCGGCCGUCGGGGUCCCCUUUAGCCCUGUGUUGGGUGCCUGGAAGCGGGCCCCGGCGGUGGUGACUGCUCCCGGGACGCAGCAAGGGACAUCAGGUCCCCAGCGCAGCCCCACCAUGAGGUUGCUUGCGUUUGUCGGGGGCGCGACCUGGUGUUGCUCCGGUCGCCUCGUCUGUCAUCUCUCCCAGGCGGUGCGGCCCGGCGGGGAGGAGCUAAGCCGCCUGCGGCUCGACGACCUGGCGGUAGGCCGGCGGUCUGCUGGGAGACUGGAACUCCUGUUUGGCCUGUCUCCGUGUCUCCUGGCCCUGCGGGCCGCCCGCCGUCGUGUGGCCCGGCUCCUGCUCCAGGCCGGCAGGGCUGGGCUGCAGGGGGAGCGGGCCGAGUUGCUCCGGGCGGCGGAGGAGCGGGGCAUCCCAGUUGUGCGGCCCCGACGGCAGAAACUGGACGCCCUUAGCCGCCACCAGGUCCACCAGGGCGUGUGCAUGGAGGUGAGCCCGCUGCGCCUCCGGCCCUGGACUGAGUCCGGGGAGGCAAGGCCAGGCGACGACGCUCAGCAGCUAUGGCUCGUUCUGGAGGGGCUCCAGGAUCCCCGGAAUCUUGGGGCGGUGCUGCGCUCUGCUCACUUCCUCGGAGUGGAUAAGAUCAUCAUUAGCCGGAGAAACAGCUGCCCGCUCACCCCAGUAGUCAGCAAGGCCAGCGCGGGGGCUGUGGAGGUGAUGGAUGUAUUCUCCACUGAUGACCUGACCGGUUUUAUGCAGGCGAAGGCCCGGCAGGGCUGGCUGGUGGCUGGCACAGUGGGGUGCCCGGGGCCUGAGAUUCCUCACUCCUCCCAGAUCCCUGUCAUUAGCUGCUUGGAGUUCCUUUGGGACCGGCCCACUCUCCUGGUGUUAGGGAAUGAGGGCUCAGGCCUGUCCCAAGAGGUGCAGGCCUCCUGCCAGCUUCUCCUCACCAUCCUGCCCCGGCGGCAGCUGCCUCCUGGACUCGAGUCCUUGAACGUCUCCGUGGCUGCAGACCCUGUGGCUACAUGUUCGCCAGCCCCUGUGCCUAUGUGAAUCAGGAGAAGCCUACAGCCUGACCCAUGUUCCAGCCUCUACAACCAUGUGAGCUGACCAAAAAACCAAACCUGCUGCUGUCAAGUCGAUUCCAACUCACAGCGACCCCAGACAGAGUAGAACAGCCCUAUAGGGUUUCCAAGGAGCAGCUGGUGGAUUCCAACUGCUGCCCUUUCCUUUAGCAGCUGAGCUCUCUUAGCCACUGUGCCACCAGUGUUCCUGUAUAUAUCUAUAUAUAUAUUUAUACACUUUACUGGUUUUGUUUCUCUAGAGAACCCAGCUUGACACAACUCUUCCUAGCUGGAUGACCUAAGGCUAGUCCCUUAUGCUCGAGGAUAUUCAGUUGCCUCUUCUGCAAUGUAGGGAUGCCAUAUGUCACAGAGAGUAGUACCAAAACCAAAAAACCAAACCCACUGCCGUCAAGUUGAUAUGGACUCUUGGUGAUCCCAUGUGUUACAAAGUAGAACGGCUCCAGAGGAUUUUCUUGGUUGUAAUCUUUACAGAAGGAGCCUUAAUUGUUCAGUGGCUGCGUGUUUGGCUGCUAACUGGAAGGCCAGUGGUUCAAACCCACCAGCAGCUCCUCAGGAGAAAGAUGUGACAGUCUACUUCUGUAAAGAUCACAGCCUUGGAAACCCUAUGGGGCAGCUCUACUGUGUCCUCUAAGGUCAUUAUGAAUCAAAAUUGAUUCAAUGGCAGUGGAUUUAAUCUUUAUGGAAGCAUAUAUUGCCAGACAUUUCAUCCGCAGCACCACUGGAUGGGUUCAAACCACCAACCAUUUGGUUAACAGCUGAGUGCAAACCAUUUGUGCCACCCAGGGACCUGCACAGGGCUUGACAAAUUGUAAACUGUCAGUAAUUGGCAGCCAUUAUUGCUGUUAUUUUACAGUCAAAACAACUGCUCUGAGGAUUAUCAGGAGAGGGCAGGAGCUUAAUUAGCCAGCUAGGGUGGGUAGAGGGGGAGCGGGGGCCAGAAGUCCAAAGACUUUCAGAGACACAGAAAGGAUGACUGCUCUGUCCCCAGUUAAUAUUCCCAGCUUCUUUCCCAGAUUGGGAAAGGGAGUGGGGCUGGUCAUUGAAUUAGUGCCAAGAGAUUUGUACCUUGGGCUCUGCAAAGGCUCCUUCUAAGCAAGGUUCCUCUCCACUACACUCCAAAAAGGCUCUUAUGGACGUGCCUGUCCUCCACCUGCCCCAGGCCCUCUCGGUCACAAUAUUCCAUUUCAGAGGACACCCUUCACCAGCUGUGGGGCCCUCCCCGCCUGCUCCUUGGCUGGCUGAACUUGGCCCCUUCCGCUUCCCCCGGAGAUCUCUGCAACCCCCCUCUGCCUCUCUGGCUUGUGACUGCUUUUUCCCCCUGAGGUUUGCAGCUGUCAGAAGGGAGACUCCAUGAAAAGGGGUACUUUCUGUGGUUUAUCUGCAACCUCCAAAAAAUAAAUUUCAUGAACUGAACAACUAGUUUCCUUUAAAAAGAACUCAAGGUCAGGGAGUGAGGGAGGUAGCAAGGAGUCUUACAGGCCCCCUGCCCCCUACAACUAAGUGAAGUCCAUCGGCUCCCCUAGGCCUCUGUGAAUACUUAAGCCCCUCCUACCCUCUAGUCUCCCCUCCCCCUUUAGCUGUUGUUGAGUCAAUUUCGACUCAUAACAAUCCUAUAGGACAGAGUAGAACUGCCCCAUAGGGUUUCAAAGCUGUAAUCUUAACGGAAGAGGAUUGCCACGUUGCUCUCCCUCGAACUGGCUAGUGGGUUGGAAACGCUGACCUUUUGGUUAGCAGCCAAGUACUUAACCACUGCACCACCAGGACCCCUUACCCUGUAGCCUACCAGGCAGGAAUUAGCCUUACUCAGUUUUGUCUCCCAGCUCAGGGCCAGGCACAUACCGGUGUUGAAUAACCCUUGACUGAAGGAGUCCUGAGGUUGGGGACUAACAGCCUAGGGGGACAUCCUCUCCCUGUAGGGGCAAAUUCCUCAGAACCUUUCCAGCCAGUCCUGACCUUCCACUUUUAGGCAGCUUCAGAGGAGGCCCGUGGCAAAUGGCCUCCCAGCCAGAGGGAAAUGUGGACUGGGUUACUUGUUUGCAGCUUUCGAUUCCCUGGAACCAGGGAGGUAAUUGAGGGUCAGGGGUCUGCUCUGUAGACUCCUUUGCACCCUCAGCUCUGCUCACCCUCCCUCCCCCAUCCAGGCUUGGCAUAGCCAGCUGGCCCCUUCUAUAGAUGGAGGACCCAUUGAGGGUCAGGUACUGUGCAAGGGGCUGGAUCUUAUGUAAGGGAUACAGCAGUGAGAGUGUCAGCCAAGGCCCCUGCCCUUGUGGAGCUUACUUUCUAGAGGAGGAAGACAGAGCCUCAGGACUGACACACACACUCACAACAUACCUUUGUGGGGGUAGGAUCUGGAAGACGUGUGUUUGGAGCAGGACGAAGAGCAACGUGUUGAUGAUGCUGACAUUUAUUAUGUACUUACCAUGUGCUAACAGUUUCACAGGUAUUAUCUCAUUUACUUUUUAAAAUGAUGCUUCAGGGCAGGUACAGAUAGGAACCUGAGGCUCAGAGGGAUUCAGGCCAUGUUGUGGCAAUCAGAAGGGCUUGGGAGGGAGGAAAGAUGGUAGGGAGCAGGGGUUUGGAAGAAGAGACCCUCCAGCUGAGCGCUAGCUAGGAGGCCUGGUGCUGAAGCCAAGUCAGAUCUGCACACACCCACCCACACGUGCACACCCUCCCCUGUGCAGCACCCGCACUUCAUCCCUCUACUUCUACAUCCCUCCCUAAACUCUUGACCAUCCCAAACUCUAAGUGGGGCAUCCCAGCGGAGGGGUGUGGGGGUACCUCCACCCAACUUCCUGCUCUGCUAUGGGUCGUAUGCCCAGGCUGGGAGGGACCCAGCAUGGGCCAGAGAUGACAGCAGGGGCUACUGUGGGAUGCUUCAAAGAGCCCAGACUCCCAGACUUGGGUUCAAAUUCUGACUCUGCUCCCAAGUUGAAAGUCUCAGGUCUUGGACAAGUCUCUUAACCUCUGAGCUUCAGGUUCCUCCUGUAAAAUGGUGUCAAUAACUGCUUUCUCUCAGGGUCAUGCGGGGGCUUGAAAUAAGAUGCCCUUGGCACAUAGUAGGCCCUCAGCAACUCUCUGUGGCCUGUCUCUUCCCUCUCUCUUCCUCAGGGGCUUUGUGUCUGCCUCCUUUCUCUUCCUAUGUUGGGCUGUGGGUCUCCUCUCCCUCUCAUCUCAGGCUUUGUGUUCUGAUGAUCUCAGGCCUGUCUGCCUGCCUUGGCCAGGUCUCUGGGGCUGCCUGCUGCUGCUCCCCUUUCUGGAGCUGUGUCUUCACAUCCCUCCUCUGCUCUGUGCCCCUCUCCUGGCUCCUGAUAUCUCAGGGGCUGAUCGAUGGCGGCUGCUGGUUAUUGAUUGAGUGGGCGUUCAAGUGUGGCUGCUGCAGGCGGGUAUUGAACAGAAUUGGUGCCCAGGCCGGGUGGAGUGGCAGUCGGGGAGCCUGGGGCUGCAGGGUGAGAAGGGCCCCCUCUCCCCACCUAAUGGGAAUGCGAAUCCUUAAAGCCACAGACCCCCUGGGGAUGGAAGUGGAGGAUAGGGCUGAGCGCUUCUGAGAACAGGAGAUGGCCAAGGCUUAGGUCACGCCAUUGUUCAACAGAUAUUUAUUGAGUUCCUACUAUGUACCAGCCAGGCAUACUGCAGUGCAAUGGUAAAGUGUUUGGCUGCUAACUGAAAGGUUGGCAGUUCAAACCCUCCAGCCACAGCUGCAGUACAGGAGAAAAGACCUGACAAUCUGCUCCCAUAAAGAUUACAGCCUAAGAAACCCUAUGGGGUAGCUCUAAUCUGUCCUAUAGGGUCACUAUGAGUUGGAAUCGACUCCAUGGCACACAACAACAUAGAACUGUGCAACACUGAGUGACCCCUAAUGUAAACUGUGUCCUUUAGUUAAUAAUCACGCAUCAAUAUUGGUUCAUCAAUUGUAACAAGUGUUACAAUUGAUUUCUUAUAUGAUUCUGUAAGGAAGGAGGGGCGUAAAGUUUCAGUAGGUGAGGUGGGUGGGCAGGACUGCAGCUGACAGCUGUCCCCUUCUCUGUGCCUGGGGAAGUCUUGUGCUUCGGGGCCUAGCCAUGGAGGAGAGUCUGCUGAGCUCCAGGUCACCCCAAGCCCUGGCCCAGCUGCCUGUGGAUUAGAGACCUCGUUGGGAAGAGAGAGAGAGGGGAGAUGAAAAUACGUGGGCUUCUUCAUUACUUGCCGGGGGCUGCUUGCGGAGAGAAUGUAGCAAACAGAUUUUUGAGCCUGGCAGACCUGGGUUCAGGUGUUAACUCCUCCACUCACCAGCUGUGUGGUUUGGGGCAAUUUCUUUAACUUCCCUGAUUUUCUUUUUCCUUGUCUAGCAAGGGACCAGGAGUCCCUGGGUGGGACAAAAGAGUUAACAUCCUUGGCUGCUAACGAAAAGUUUAGAGGUUCGUGUCUACCCAGAGGUGCCUUGGAAGAAAGCCCUGGCAAUCUAAUUCUGAAAAAUCAGCCACCGAAAACCCUAGGGAGCCCAGUCCUCUUCUUACACACAUAGGGUCACCAUGAGUCGGAAUCGACUCCAUGGCAACUGGUUAGCAAGGGACGGUUGUCUCUCUUGCAGGGUUUUCAGCAGAAUGACAAUAACAGAUGCCUGGCACCUAGCAGGUGCUCAGGAACUGUAGUGAUCAGAAUUAGCUCCCUGGCAAUUGCCUCUCACCACCCUCUGAAGCCAAUGACCCCAAGAGGGUCCUUUCCCUGAGCAAACCCUGGGUGACUCCUGCUCAUUGCUCUUGGCCCCUUCCAGCCCCUCUGACCUGGUUGGACCUCAGCCAUUCAUCUCUUUCUGAGGACUGAGAGUCCAGACUCCUGGAUCGAGAACCCAGUCCAGCCUCUGUAGACACUCAAGCGCCUUACUGGGUCUGGUGGGUGGGGCUGGAUGUCAGCCUGAUGUCUUGUCCCUUGUUUGUCUCUACCGGUCCCUGCGCUGCUGACCCUGGAGCUUCCUCAUUCCUGGUUGCUCAGCCCCUUCCUGCCCUGCAUCCCACACCCUGGUUCAUCUUCUUGAACAUUGCAGCCAGAGAACCCCCACCCAGCCCUGGCUCAGCCCAGCCCAGCCCAGCCCAGCCUAUUGUGGAGGAAAAUCAAAUUUCAUUAAAGGCCAUUGAUUUUCUUCCAAAUUUGCUAUGAAUACACUUUGAAACUCCCACCUUCACCCCACAACCACCACUGCAGCUUUGCCAGGGAAAUAGAGAGCUGACUGGGGCUGGCAGGCAGUGGUGGGCAAGGGGGGCCAGGGGAACUGUCUGCCCCUGGCAGGGACCGAAGCCCUCAGCCUGCUCUGGCCCUUCAGCAUGGCAAGACCGUAGAUAUUCUGCUGGUUUCUGAGGGAGUGAGUAUUUUCCUUUCUGGCUGCCCCCAUCUUCAGGGCUUGGGCAGAGGGGUGUGUGUGUGUCUGUCUUUUGAGUGUCAGUUUUGUGUUUACAUGAGUCUGUGUAGUGUCUGGGUGAGUCGUGUUUCUGCAUGUCUUUGUGUGUGUUUACAUAUGUGGCUCUGCAUUUGAGUGGUGUGUAUGUGUGUGUCUCUGUAUCUCUGUAUUUGUGUGUGUAAGUAUAUCUAUGCACUGGUCCAUGGGUGUCUGCGUGUAUGUAUAUGUCUGUAUCUGUGUGUGUAAGCGUGUCUAUAUGUGUGGCUUUGUGUUUGUCUAGGGGUAUCUGUGGUGUGUCUCCGUGUGUAUGUAUGUCUCUAUCUGUGUGCGUGUGUCUGUACAUGUGACUGAGUUUGUGGGUGUCUGGUGUGUCUGUGAGUGUAAGUGUGUCUACAUGUGUGUCAGUGUGUCUGUGUGAAUGCAGGGAGAGGUGGGGACAUGGCCAGCACUUGAACUCUGGUUGCUCUGCUGCCAAUAAACAGCCAGCUUGGGGAAGGGGCUUGACUUGGGAUACACACAAGAUAUGGUUCUCCUCCAGGGGCCAAGGGCUGGGGAGGGCUCUGAAACGGGCACAGGCUUUCUGCCACCUCCCACCUGCUCCUGCUCCUAUGUCAUCUUGGCAAUGGGACACCCUACUGACUUUGUCGAGGUGUUGGGUUUGGGGUUUUGGAAGCUUGUAGAAAAGAUUCCAAAAUCUGAUGGGGUGGGUGUGGGGGAAAGCAUGAAUUCCUUUCCUGUCCCCAGUCUGAAACAAGAGUCCCAGGUGGGUAUGUUUAGAGUUUUAUGAACAUAAGUGCUGACCUUGUGAGCCUGAGGAGACCAAGUAAAGAGAGAGGAGUGGCAGUGAGUAGUGCCUUGGAGGGGAUAGUAUUGUGGAGGGAGGGGGUGGGGGGUACUAGUGUCUGCCUGGGCUAUGUUCCUGGGGUAAAUGUCAAACAUCGAGUCAGUCUUAAUGAGAAAAAAGUCACAAAGAGGGAUCUUUUGGCCUUUAUGGUGUGGGGAGGCUUACAGCCUUACUGUAAGCAGAUCCACCUGCCUCUAGCUCACUUACCAGGGCUGGAGGCUGGCGUUGUGCCCUUCAAAGCCUUGGGACACUGCUGAGAUGUCCCGUGCCCCAGGGGUCUGUCUUCAUGGGGUCUCUUACAAAUUUGGGGGUGAAGGGUGUGCCCUCGGUGAAGCCUCCCUUACCAGCUCCUGCCCUAGCCUUGCAUAGGCCCAUCAUGUAAGUUCAUGCAUGUGCUUGAGUGUUCUCCCUGUGGCCUCUGCUGGGGAGCUGGAAGUGGCUCUCCGUGUUCCGGGGACAGGCCAGAUUUAUGGCCCUGGGAGAAAUAUUUAGGCCUGAGACAGUGUGGUUGUGUUAAUUAUGGAAAUCUAAAGAUAAUCUAUAUUUAAUGCUGAAUUUUGUCAAAUUUGCUAAAGAAUUAGGGGAGCGUGUGCAAACAGUGACACUUCAAUGAAGAACAAGGUGCAAUUAAACUCUGAAAUUUACAGUGGAAUAAUUGGAGAGCAUGACAAAUAUAGUUAUCAGCAGCAACUAAUUAGGGGUCUGUUCGAGGUUUCUGGGCUUGAUUAAUCUCGCCUGGAUGCUAAUAAGUUAUGUGGGCCUGUGAUAUAGGUUUUUUGCCUCCCUCUUUCCACCGUCUCUCUGAGAGCUUGGGGGGUGGGAUGUACACAUCCCUGUGUACAGCCUGGCCUGAAGGGGAGGAUGGGGGUGCUACAGCUCUAAUGCUGAUACUUCCCCCACCCCAACUAAGGAUGGCUUGAACACCUUGAGCCACGCCCCCCUUAGGUAUUCUGGGGUCUUGCUGCUCAGUAAGUUCUUGGUGUUUCACUUGAGGCUCGUUGGGAUUGGAGAGAGAGGACUGGAGGCUGAGUUUUAGGGUCUAAUUGAGCCUCAAAACCAGAAUCGUUGCCUUCGAGUUGGUUCUGACUCAUAGUGACCCUAUAAGACAGAGUAGAACUGCCCCAUAGGGUUUCCAAGGCUUUAAUCUUUACAGAAGCAGACUCACAUCUUUCUCCCUCGGAGCUACUGGUGAGUUUGAACCAUUGACCUUUCAGUUAGCAGCUGAGUGCUUAACCACUGUACCACCAGGGCUCCUUAGCUGAGCUUCAGUGGGCCAAAUUUGUUCCCUUGAUGUUGGCUUAGCUCAGUCUGACUCCCACCUCCAAUUCCCACUUCAUGCCUUGCAGGAAGGGGUGUUGAAAGCCCCCCCACUCUGACCUCCAAAAGAUACCCCACACACCCUUCCUUGGCCAGACAUUUUCCUCCCUCCUUCCCUCCCAAUCCUCUGCUAAUCUUUCCUGCUGCUGAUUAUAGCCAAGCCUUAGAUCCACAGAUUAAAGUUUAGGUUGAAACUGACGCUAUUACCAGUGAGCCAAGAGCAUUUGGACCAUGUGGCUUGAGCUGAAAAACUAGUACCAUCCCCUCCCUGUCUCUGUCUCUCACCCUGUCUCUGAUUCUGUCUUGUGUUUUCACUAACCUCCUCCCCAUCCCAGGCCUGCAGUCCUUGUCACCCUUCAGGAGCCCACCCUGGGUGGGGAGCUCUAUGUGACUAGCUAGGGGGAGGGAGUGACUCCACAAGGACUCUCCCCACUACGCCCACCCUGUCCUCAGAAGUCCCCCUGCUGGGUCUCCCCACCUGAGUCCCCCAAGGAAGAAGGUGGGGUCUGCCAACUCUAUGAACCCUAUCCUGAGCAGCCCCUUGCCAUGUCCUGCUUUGCUCAAUGUCAUCUGGCCACCGGACAGAGACUGGCAAUCUCAUAUGAGGUUAAUGAGUCUAAAGUGGGAAGUUGGAUGAGGUGCUUCUUUGUGAAUGUCUUCGAUACCCCAGAUCUCUCAAAGCACGAGUGUGUGUGUGGCGAGAGGCUGGGGACCCUGCUGUAGGUGGUGGAGAGGACUGCUGGGUGGGGUCCUGGAGAGGGACAGGGCACUCCAGAAUGCCUCCCUGUGGCAUCUGGGCCAGAGUGGUCCUCCUUCUAAGAGGAGGUUGGGGUGGAGGUUGCUUCAGUUUCUCUUCUGCCUCCAGGGAAGAGCUUUGGAGCUGGACAGACCUGGGGGCCCUGGGUUAUUCCUGUGUUGUUUCUUCCUUGUGGCACAGGGAUCAUUACUUCAGGGUCCUUGUCCUCCAGGGUCACCAGGACCUCAGGUUAAGGGCCAGGCCCUGAAUAGGCCCCCAGAGUAUGGGGGUCCCUCCCUACUCCUUACUACCUCUCAACCCCCUCCAUCUCUCAGCGCCCUUGCGUACCUUUUUAACCAAUGUUUGGGCCAUGUGACAGGAAGGAAGUUGGGGGCAGGAGCCAUAGCCUAGAUCUCCCCCUCUCCUCACGCCAACCUGCCUUCAGCAGAGAAUGGACCCAGCUUGGGGCUUGGUGUGCAGUGGUAAGGAAAAGGGCUUCAUAAAGUCUCAGUCAGCCCACAAGCCGCCCAGGUGUUGCUGUUAAUGAUCAGCAAUGUGCCGGGAUGAGGAGCCGUUACAGCGGCCAUUGCCUCCAGUAUCUCCCCGCUCAAACAAUAUGCCUGAAAUGUGAAUCAGAUCACACCAUGCCCCUGCUCAGAAACCUUUGAUGGCUCCCCAUUGCCUCCAGAAUAAAGUAGACUUCUUAGCCUCAUGGUCUAAGUUGUCCACAGUCUGCUCCAAUCUGGUCCCUACUUCCUCUUGGGCCUCUCAAAGCCCCUUUGCUCUACCCACAAAACAACGCCCUGUUCCCAUAUUGCGUCAGUACCCAAGAGUCUGCAGGCUUUUAUUGGAGUAGUUUUCACCGCCAGGAGUGCCUUUCCGCCUGCUCCCAUUCCCACAUCCACCUUACCCUCUGGGAAGCCCAGCUCAAGUCUCACUACCUCCCAAAGACUUCCCAGUGCCUCCCCACCCCCAUCUGAUUCCCUCUGGCUGCACUGUGGUCCCCUGUGUCUGUGUCAGACUCCUCCACGAGAGGGUGAUAGACACUGUGGGGACAAAGUGGAAAUCAGGAUUGGCUGCAUCCCUCCUGUGGCCUGCCUCUCCACUGUGCUGGCUCUGGACUUCCAGCCUGGUGUCCUCACCGCUGGACUUCAGAGCUGGAGGGCAUGUUUUGUCCUCUUCUCUGCAAAGCUGAGACACUUUGAGAUUUGGGUGAAAAUUACAGAACUAACCUCUUAACAUUUGUACAGUGCAAUGAGUUUACGCAGCACCAGUGAUGUCCUCGAGGUCUCCAGAGCAGGGCUUAAUCGGUUCAUUUUAUAGAUAGGAAAACAUGUCUUGAUCAUUGCUGUAUUCUACAAGGCCUGGCAAGCCACCGGAGCAGAAUGCAUUGGAUAAACCGAGGCUCAGAGAGAGCAAAUUUGCUGAGGGGGACAGGAUUCCAACCCAGGACUCUCUGACUUCCCGGUUAGCAUUUUUCCUCCACACUGGUGUUUUUGAUCAUGCAAGAGCUUGUUCUAACCCCUCCCUGUCAUUGUCACAGCCCCUGGCUCUGAGGAAGCUGUAGAUAGGGCCUCAGGCUUAGGACCCGAGCCCUAAGUCCCCAUGUACAGUUUCUGGGGACAGGUCACUAACCCCUCUGAGCACAGCUUUGUGUAAAAUGGUCAGGCAGUGGCUUGUUCAUCUGCACAGGGUUAUUGUGGGAUGAAAUGAGAGGAUGGAUGCAGAACCCCUUCUUGGCUAUGAUGGACCCCCUGCAGACCUGGGCCCCAAAGGCUUUUAGCCUGUCUCUUGGGAUCUGGGAGGGAGAAUACAAACAUCUGAAUGUCUCAUUCAACUCCUCUUUGGGGGAAGAAGAGAGAUCUGGGGGUCUCCCUCAGGCGUCUCCAGCCCUUGCAGCUGCUAAAAGUGAUCUGGCUCCGUUGCCAUGGCAACGAGGGCCAGCCGCCCUGCAGGGCCAUUCCCCAUGCCAGCCGCCAUUGACCUCACUUAGGAUGAUUACCUUUUGGCAAAUAAAAUAAUCAUGUUAAUAAAGAAGCUGUUUGUCCCUUUGUCCCCCACCCUGCUUGGCCUGUUUCCCAUCCCCACCUGGGGGAAAGAAAGGCUUCCCCCACCCUUCUAUCCCUGGCCUGUGGUAUGCCUUACUCUUCAUUGUCAACUGAGACUGAAUGGUUUUUAUUUUUACCAAUUUUUACCAUCUCUUGCCCUCCCAUCUGUCUUCUGCCCCAUUGCCCCAAUGUCUUUGCUGACGCUGCCCAACUGAGGUAAUACCGUCUUCCCUAUCUUCCCUGGACAUAGUUUUGAAUACCAACUGGACCUCACAGCUCUUGUAAUGAUAAAUUCUAUCCAUUGUAUGUUACGGAGUCCUUGGGUGGUACAAAUGGUUAACGCACUUAACUGGUAACUAAAAAGUUGGAGGUUUGGGUCUACCCUCGGAAGAAAGUCCUGACAAUCUACUUCCUAAAAAUCAGCUAUUGAAAACCCUACAGAGCACAGUUCUGCCCUAACACACAUGAGGCAUUAUGAGUCAGAGUCAAUGGGGCAGCAACUGGUGGUACUGUCUGUUAUAUCCUUGACUAGACUCUUCAAAAGUGUCCAUCCUUUCAUCCCUAUAGCAGUUGUGCAAUUUAGGACCUUCAAUACCAUUUUAUAGGUGAGAAAGCUGAGGCCCCGGCAACUAAGAUGUAUGUUCUGUUCAGCCACUCACUGUGGGCUCAGCACUGGGGUGGGCUUCCAGAGGGUUAAGAAGUGACAGGACCUCCAGGAGCCUCAGAAUCCAGGCUGGGGGGAGGUGGACGUAGCCACAAAAACCAGAGAUGCAAGACGCAGUGUGGCCAGUGCUCUGAGAUACCAGGAAAACAACAGAGACCCAGCAGGAGGUGCUCUGAGGUCAUACCCCACGAUAGAGGCCCCAACGGGGAGGAGGAGGGCAAGGCUGGCAGUUGCUGACCCUCUACUAAACCGCCGGUAUGCUCUGCUGAGCACUUCCCAUUUGUUAUCUCACGGGAUAUUCAUUACAACCCCAUAUUACAGGUGAGGAAAUGAAGACUCAAAAGAUUAGGUGAAUUUCUCAUUGUCUUAAAACUGGUAUGGAACAAGGAUUCAAACCCAGGCUUCCUAACCUCCAAGCCCUGCGUUUUGAAUUUCAUCAGGCUGCCUGCUGGGUGAAGACUGGAAAGAUGGAGGGAGGGAUAGAAAACCCUGGUUGGGCAAGGCAUAGGGUAGGGCCUCUUCCUGGUUGACCAGGGCCUUAGCCAUUAUUUGUCAAUUGAGACUCUUAUUUAAAAUGAAGAUUUGCCAAAGAGGGGUUACAAAAAUUGUGGCCAAUUUGGAGAGUUUAUGUGUCAUCAAUGAACACAAAAUAAUGCGAUGUGAUUGGGCUAUUUGAAAAGUCAUUUUAAGCCCGACAAAUGAUCAAGUCUGGGCCCUACAGGUAGUGUGGUCCUGUGAUGGCAAGAAGCUUUCAAAAGGAGAGGACUGUACUCCCUGGGUUCUGGGAUUUCUCUGUGACUGGGGGAAUAGCAUCAUCUGGAAAGAAAGUCAGGUGUCUAGAUCUCAGGUCCUUUGUGAAUAAUAGUCCUGGGCUAGAUAUCCCCCUUUACUGUACCCCUUCCCCCUAUAAGAGGCUCUGCCUCUGAUAAAGUGAAUGGACAGGGCAGGCCAGGAAAGGGCUCAGGGUGCCCGUCAGGCACACUAGGUGGCGCUCUGACAUUGGCCAAUCCUCCCAGCACUUGGGUGUGCUGUGGCCAGAGGGCAGGACGGGGAGCGGCUUUGAGGGGAAGCAGGGACCUGACACCAGGGUUAGGCGAAGGGGCAGUGGAGGUGUUAGAAGCCAGGCUGGUAAGCAGGGCACUGCCCCUUCCAACUGUGACCAGGUAUGUGCCAUCUCCUCCUGGUCAUUAAUGGGGCCUGAACGGUGGGGGCUGAAACAGUAGCUGUGGGAGGGAGAGAGAGAACAGAGGGCCUGGACGGGGGGUGGAUAGAGGUGAAGGUGGGGCCACAAUGGCAGGGCAGGGCCGAGCAGCCCAGCACUGUGUGGGUGCCCUGAGCUGGGUGAGGGCAUGAGGAAGUUGUCAUCUCACCGACCACUGAAGCCCAGAGUUCUAAACCCGGAGUCGCCUAGGGGUGGUGUGAGUGGGCUGGGGUCGCGGUGGUGGGAGAGGGAGAUAAGAAGCUCAAGGAGCUUACCUGUAAUGCCUCCAGCUAUUAUUAAUGGAGGCCCUGGGGGCUGUUGGUAAGGUAACAGCCUGGUUAUAAGGGCGGGACACAGGUGCAGGACUCAGAGGCCUCAGAUUCUUGCCCCUGUUUAGCUGUGUCCUAGCCUCGUGCCCUUGGGCAAGUCACCAAGCUUCAUUCUUUGUGAAAUGGAGAUAAUAAUAUCAUCUGUCAGAGUUGUUGGGAAACUUAAAUGAGAUCAUGUGCAUGGAGGCACUCAGUAUGCCAAACAUGAGGUGUCUUUCCAUGUUCUGUCUGUUCGCAAAAAAGGCAGCUUGCUUCUCUUCGCCGCCCGCAGGUCACGGCAAGUACUCAGUGCUGUUGACUGAUUAACGCCUGGGGUUGGAGGCAGCUGGAGUUGACAGCAUCCCAAAGGGACCUCCAAAAUCUCACCCCAUAAGGGACCAUCCUUGAAAGACUCCUGCGCUCAGAAUUUAUUUAGCAUUUUCCCUUUUUGAAAAUACACAUCUUGGAGCUGGCCUGACCACUCCACAUGUCUGUCCUGAAUCUUGCCCCUUGUAGGCCUCUCUCCGUAUCUGGGGUUCUGGGGGAUCUAGAGGAAAGGGACCUGCAGGACUCCCUUGCGGAAGAAGGAAGUAAAGAGGCAGACUUACCCCAGGGCCUCUUUUCCAACAGUCUGCUUGCCUAUUCCCUCAUAUCUGGCACAGUGGGGAAACUGAGGCAAAGGAGAGUCUUGGGGACAAAUCACAAAUCCCUGAAUGCUGGUAGGUGUGGAAGUUAGGUGGUAAAUUGACUUCCUAGCCUCCUUGGGGGGCUUGAGAGAGCCUGGUACCCUGAACUCCUGGGGCAGAUGUUGGUUGGUUGACUGGGGACCUGGAAGGAGUUUGGAGAGAGACAGAAAAGAUCUGGGACAAGUAAGUCAAGGGAAGGGGUAAUGGGAGCAGCCUUAUUCAGCUGACAACCAUUCUACAAAUGUUUAUUGAGCACCUAAUGUGGACUAGGACCUGUAUUAGGUGCUGGGUACUCAACGAGACCUAGACAGAUAAGGUCUCCACUCUUGAGAAGGCCCUAUCCUUCCCUCUGGUAGAGGAGACUGUGGUUGGGGCCUGAGUCCAAGUGGCUUCUGUAAAUGGACUAACCUCUCUAUGUCCCUGUUUCUUCAUCUGUAAAAUGGGAGUAAUAGUAAUAUCUCUCUCAUGGGACUGUUGUGAACAUUAGCACCAGGCCUGUCAUUUACUAAAUGCGAGCUGCCGGGGUUGUUGUCACUAUUAUCCCAAUACCGAGCCUGGAUUUGUGCUUUGGGGAGUGUGGCCUUGAGCAAAUCCCUCACCUUCCUUGAACCUCGGGUUUCUCACCUGAGCAAUGGGUUCAUAACACCUGUCUGCCUACCUUCACAGGACCCUGCUCUGAGGCUUAAAACCAAUUGAGAUAAUGCAUGGGUAAGGGCUUUGAAACUACAUCAAUACACAGAUAGGAAGGGGUGAUUUAAAUGGUUUGGGGUGUGUGUGUGCAUCAAAGAUGGAACAUUUUUGCUCCAUCUUUCCUCAGGCCACCUGAGCUCAGGUAAGUUAUCAGAUGGACCUGUGACAGCCUGGACAAUUCAUGUCAGGACUUCUGCUCCUGGAGCCCUGGGGCUGGAAUGGAGGCGCUGGUGGAGGUUUGGAGAUGAGGGCCAGGGUGAGAGUUGCAGUGUUUCUCCAAAGGCUUUAGGGAAGUCAAGAAAUAAAUCUCAGAGACUGAGAUGGGAUCAGCGCUCCCCUCUUCACCUUCCCAACUCUGGGCUGGGAGCUGGGCAGGGCUGUCUGCAGAAGUCAGAUGUCCUCUCUCCCCUCUCUGAGCGUCCUCUCCCCACAGACCCCCUCCCCCACCAGGCCUAAUUCCUGCUGCCAAGCUACAGACCAACCCAGGGGAAAAUAAUACAGUCAGACUCUCUUCCAGAGGUUUCGAUGUCUGGGCCUCCUGGCUCCUCAUGCUGAGGAGUAGAAGGUGCCUGCUCACCUCCAUCGGUGCUCUUUAGUGCUUGGGACCCUGACCUGUCCACCCAACCAGUGGAUGAGUAGUGGAGCCCUGUGUGGUUCAGCUGAAGAAAGCAGAGAACCAGGAAAGAGGUUCCCAUCUCGAGGAUUAGGAUUGGUGGCAGUGGCAGCCAUAUACCCAUUUCUAACCUUCCUCUGCCCCAGGAAAGGGCAGUAGGAGGCAGUGUGGCAAAGUAGGAAAAGCAUGAGCAUGGGUCAACCAGCCUGGGUUCAAAUCCCUUGUAGUCAGGGUGUCCCAGGCAUGAUGGGAUCAACCUACUCUGUUGGUUGAUAGGCAGCCUUCAUGGGAUAACCCAUGGGAGGUGCCUCAGACUAUGAAUUGUAAGCCCCAUCUAUAGGGUCAGUUAACUGGGAUGUAGGCAAUUUUGUGGCCUCCCAUACCCCCUCCCAACGCAACUGUUUUUCUCAGGUCGUUCAUUGAUUGAUUAUGUGAAAGGCAUCAUGAGAGAUGAGCAAGACACAGCUCCUGUCCUCGGGUAGGAUGCCAUCCAGUUGGAGGAUAGGAUUGGAGUGGAAAACUCCAGAGUAUAUUUCCUUUAAGGAGCUCUGGUGGUGCAAUGGUUAAGUGCUCAGCUGGUAAGUGAGAAAGGUUGGCUGUUGGAACUCACCCAGCGGCUCUUUGAGAGAAAGACCUGGUGAUCUGCUUCCGAAGAUUACACCUAGAAAACGCUAUGGGACAGUUCUGGUUUUUCAGAUGGGGCUGCUAUGAGUUGAAAUCAACUCCACACAACCUAACAACAACAUAUUUUCU